AUGGCAAUCGUCGCAGUCGCAGGCGGUACCGGUAACGUGGGCCGCGCCGUUGUUGAUGCAAUUGUGGCCACCGGCAAGCAUCAAGUCAAGGUCCUUGCCCGAAAGUCUAAUCCCGAUCUUGAGGCAGAAAUCGGCGUGCCCAUUAUCUCCGUCGACUAUUCCGACGUCGACGCCCUCGUCAAAGUCCUCGAAGACAACAACAUCGACACCGUGGUAUCGGGAAUCGCCAUGCACAGCGCCGACGGAACUAGGCCAAACGAGGUCGAACUGAUCCGAGCUGCCGAUCUAUCCAAAACCACCAAGCGACUGGUCUCGAGCGGGUGGGGCGUGCCUGUGGAUGACGAACGCACCGGCACGAUCACGUCGACACUGCACAAGAUCAAUGCCAAGAAAGAGUUGCAGAAGACCAAGAAUCUCGAGCAUACCGUCUUCCACGUCGGUUACUUUAUGGACUACUGGGGCUUCCCUGGUGUCAAGUCCUACAUGGCCCGAAUGCCACUGGUGUUCUGGCUGGACAUGGUCAACAACGCGGCCGCCAUCCCCGGAUCCGGUAACACGCCCGUCAUUUUCACCCACACCUCCGAUGUCGGCAAGUUUGUUGCUGCCAGCCUGGACCUCCCCAAAUGGGAACCCGAUACAUUCGUCUACGGCGACAGAGUGACGUGGAAUGAGUUUCUUCACUUGGCCGAGCAGGCUAAAGGAACCAAGUUCAACGUCGCCUACGACAACGAGGAGAAGCUCAAGCUGGGUCAGACGACUGAACUUCCCGGUCAUGUGCCGCUGUACGCGUUCUUUCCCAAGCCAGCCCUGCAUGGCAUGGCCGCCGCUUUCGGUCUGUUGUUCGAGGGCGGUGUCUUUGACAUGAAACCCGCAAGCUUCUUGAACGAGACUUUCCCGGAGCUCAAGCCGCUAGGGGUGAAGGAGAUUCUGGACAAGUCGUGGAAGAAAUAAUUCUGAAAAGUAGACUAGAUAUAUAUUAUAUCCAUGACGUAUAUACCUAUGUUAUUUGAUCAAACUGCCGCUAUAAUUAGACGAGUCAUUUUUGCAUUUCUCUCGACGGAUACUUUCUUGUUGGAAAGGGUGGUGAGGGUGGGCGGCGGGUUCAUACAAUCACCAGUACAGGAGUACACUCCCUCGUUGCAGCCCUGAACCAGAUCGUGCGAAAAGCGGCAGGACACCAAGAUCCCAAAAUUCUAUGCUCCCCCGAAUGUCUUCUUCCAUACCUGCCGACGUCCAACUGCCGGAAUCUUCGAGAUGUCAUGGUGUCUACUAAUACGUAAAUAGAAUUCUUCGCUGGUGUUCUCAUUUUUGUUAAUAGGGAUGGAACUGUCUUGCUCUGGGGGCUCGGAAACGGAUCCUCCCACUCAUCUGCC
Lasiosphaeria miniovina is the source of this 1373-nucleotide messenger RNA. RefSeq lists its product as uncharacterized. Lineage: Eukaryota; Fungi; Ascomycota; Sordariomycetes; Sordariales; Lasiosphaeriaceae. The transcript is spliced from 4 exons. Bases 1 to 951 code for a protein of 316 amino acids. The record is from RefSeq and is a predicted model, not a curated record.